Molecule: messenger RNA, 171 nt
Organism: Dovyalis caffra
Lineage: Eukaryota; Viridiplantae; Streptophyta; Magnoliopsida; Malpighiales; Salicaceae
Source: the annotation of a GenBank genome assembly
AUGAAAAAAGCCGGUCCACUAAGGCUUACAUGGCCUGAUAUUGAUCAUGUUGGGUAUGUUCGUCAAGCUUUUGAAGGUGCAUCUCUAACUAUUUUUAUCAAUAUUCUAGAAAGUGGUUUGUUGAAGAAAUGUAUGAGAUUUGAUGAAGACAAAGCACGCAUUUCUUCUUGA